CAGUAAACAACAGAAGUUCUCAAAAAGUUGUUUUUAAGAAAAAUUCACAGAAACUAUGGAAGUUACAAAAGAAAAUUUACCUGAAAAUGAUGCAAAAGCCGAUAUUUCAUCACAAGAAGAUGAACCAUGUCUCGUUUGUAACAUGACCGAAGUCGAUGACAUCCUUUAUGGUCCAUUUAUGUCUCAAGACGGCAUUCGAUGUCACUAUUUCUGUCUCCUUUUCUUCUUUGGGCUUGCCCAAACUGGUUGUGAAGUCAAAGACAUGGCUGGAUUUGUCGUCUCUGACAUUGAAGAUGCAGUUCGUGACCUAAAAACCAAAAAAUUCAAAUGUUUUUAUUGCGGAAAGCCGGAUCCCGCUGCCGUUUGUUGUAAAAAAGUUUGUCGAAAACGAUAUCAUUUGCCGUGUGCCAUGAAAAAUCACUGUUUGACGAGAUUUUUCGGAAGUUUCGACACAUUUUGUCACUUUCAUGCCCGAGAAAAGAUCAAACACAAGGAAAAACCGGCAAACGAUCAAAUUUGUGAGAUUUGUUUUGAAGAUUUGGGUCCUUAUGAUCCCGUGGGGUGCUUCCAACCGCCUUGCUGCGUGGAUUUGGUGAAGAAAAAGGAAAAUGGGAAGAGUUAUUGGAUGCAUUAUCGCUGUGUGAUGACCGGAACUCGAACUUUGGGCUAUUAUUUCAACUGUUUCGCCUACAGUUGUGCGAAAAAAACGUCAGAAACGAAGCAAGGAUACUUGAAUUGCGGAAUUUUCCUGCCGAAACGCGAUGCUUUGUACGAAGACGGCGUUCAUUACCACAAUUUGGAUCGUCCUGUGACCGGAGAAGCUUAUCUUCACACAACUUAUGACAAAGAUGCGACUUUAUUGCAACGAACUUUCGUAUCGAACGACGAAGAAGCCAUCGAAUGCAAUUACGGCGAACGUUGUAUCGGCAGAAAACUCGGAAAAAUCGACGUAAUUGCGUGUCACAUGGAAAAUUGCGAGAAUUUCGUGCAUGUGAAGUGCAAUCGGUACUUUUGCGAUUACAAGUCGAACGAAGAGGCGCGUUCGAAUAAUUUUUUCUGCAAAGAUUGCUUGACGAACAGUUGUUUGGGACUGAUUUGAAGCCAUUUAAGACUUAAAAAUUCAAAAAGAUCUCAUUUUCGUACUAAAUUUGUUGUUUUUUAAAAU
Messenger RNA from Culicoides brevitarsis, 1165 nucleotides. RefSeq names its product PHD finger protein 7-like. The transcript is spliced from 2 exons. NCBI's taxonomy places the organism in Eukaryota, Metazoa, Arthropoda, Insecta, Diptera, Ceratopogonidae. Bases 56 to 1099 code for a protein of 347 amino acids. The record is from RefSeq and is a predicted model, not a curated record. Gene Ontology annotation, cellular component: nucleus.